Messenger RNA from Limulus polyphemus (Atlantic horseshoe crab), 2476 nucleotides. RefSeq lists its product as uncharacterized. Bases 662 to 1138 code for a protein of 158 amino acids. The transcript is spliced from 5 exons. The record is from RefSeq and is a predicted model, not a curated record. Lineage: Eukaryota; Metazoa; Arthropoda; Merostomata; Xiphosura; Limulidae.
GUAAAAAGCUUGUACUGUUUAGAGCAUUAUGCUAUAUUAAAUGAAGGGUAAAAAUAGUCAGAACCAGAGUUGGAGCAACUUUAAGGCAAUAUUGUGUCCCAUGUUAUACUGGUUAUAACGGACACAGAGAUUGACAACUUCCUUGUUGUUGUUGUUCCUGAGAAUGCGAGAAAUUUAAGUGAUGGUCAUUCACAAAGAAUGUGACAAAAAAGACUAUAUUGCUUCUGAUGCAUAAGAACUGUGAAGCUUCUGAAGACAGUAUAACUUAACUGGCAAUUCAAGCAUGUUGAUUGGCUGAAGUCGACAGGUGCUCUGGGCGGAAACGCCUCGAGCUAAGUACAAUAACGACUUCAGAGAUAGGUGAGGUUCAGUGAUAGGUAUUUGUUAAUUUUAUAUAGAAGUUUAUAGCUGAAAUUUUGAAAAAGAAUCAAUAUAUUUGAAAUAACCAUAUAAAGUCCCCAUAUACUGCAGAGUAAUAUUCGUAUUGUUCAUAGUGUUAUAAUCCAUUGAAAAUAAGUUUAAAAUAUAAAAAGGUUUCAUAAUAACUGGCAACCAAGUCUCACCUGUAAACAAAGGUAAGCCUAACGUAACGUUAUCCAAGUAUUUUAGGCCUAACGUAACCGGAAUUGUUCGUUUCUGCCACUGCCAGUCAGACGCCAUUAUGCCAGUGUUAGACAGAUGUUGGACACCAUUUCAGGUAUAUUCAUGGACUACUGUCAAAAUGGGGAGUUACUACGCUGCUGUCUAUACAGGCGUGCUUCACAUAUUGACCACUGUUUAUGCAAUUUAUGUCAUGCAAGGAGGAAGAUCUGAAUGGUUCUUUGGACCUUAUUUUGAACUUGAUAAAGCAGAUACGUAUUCUGCAGGAAUAUUUACAAUUGUCUUCAGCAUUUGUUUCAUACUCACUACUAUUAUGCUUCAAAUUGGACUGUCGAAAGAUAACCGUUGUCUUUUCUUCCCUUGGUUUAUUGGAAUGAUAUUAGAGAUUUUAUUGAUGGUUGCUGUUGGUUUGUGGUUCAUUGCUCGAUACUACAGAAAUCAUCUUGUUUUCCAGAUAUACUGUCUUUUAUGUGUGAUAUCCCAGUACCAAGUUGUGAAAAGUUAUCAAGAGCCCCAGUUUGUAAUCCUCUAUCCUUGAAUGCCAGAAAAUGAAGAAUGGUUUAUGGACUUCAUAAUUAUUAUUUUCUCACCAACAGUUUUUCUGUAGUUUUCCUUCCUAUGAUAAAAUCAACUUUGUAUAUACAACCAUCAUGUAGACCCACACACACAUACCACUUUUUUUUCUGUAUUUUGUGAGGAGAAAGAGAACGAUAAUUUGAUACAUAUUAAUAAGAAUGUGUAAAUUGAAGAAGCUUUGAUAAUAAAAUAGGAACAAAGAUGUGUUCCACACAACCAAAAUAAUGAUGAUUCCUGUAUGGAUUAAAAUUUUUUUUUAAUAUUUUGAGUUAUUUUUAUGUAAGUUUCUAAUAAGUAAAAAAGGUGGUUGAUUAGAUCUUAUAUUUCAAGGUAAGGUGGGUUUCUCUGGUAGGAUGAGCGAUGAAGAUUGAUAUAAUGUUUACAGAGAGCACUCACUAGUAAAAGUUCACAUUUGUAGCAUGUAUGUUGUACAUUACGCUGAGUAGUUUGUUGAAGAAGAAAUGAAUGCGGCUUCAUUAUCAGUUUAAGCCGUUUCUUAGAUAAUCGUGGAUAAUAAAAAAAAAUGUGUUGAACAUUGAUUUAGAAAUAAUUGGGAGGGUGAAAACUGAUCUAAAGAUAAUCAAAAUGCAUAUAUUGUAAAUUUUGUGGGGACAGAAAUUCAAAUAAUACUGCUAUAACUGUGUACAAAUCGAACUUAUGGAAAGUCUUUUAUAGAAUGAAUCUCAUGGAAUUUAAUUUAGAAAAACAUUUUUGUUUUGUAAUUGUUGGGUAGGUGUAGUGACCUUUCAGACAUCAGAACGAUUCAUGCAUAUAACCACUUUUGUAACUUGUCUUUUUUUUUCAACUGUUAUUUAAUUACCAUAUUAUCUGCAUGUUCAACUAAUUGUAAUUAAAAAUAAUAAUAAUUAUGAGACCUAAUCAAAAGUAAUGGAUUGGCAUUAAGUAAAUUUUGAAAUGUUGGGUUCUCAAUUUAUUAACCCUACUGUUUUCUAGAGAAAAAGCUUUUUUAAAAGAGUUUUUCUUAAGGACUAAUCCUAACAUGUUCUGUGUUUUUCUCAUUCUUAUUUUGAUAUCCGAAGUCAUCAUUUAUAGCCAAAUGACACUGAUACAGUAACUUUAAACUUAACAAAGUAAAAUAAGAUUACGCUGACACGAAGUAACUUUUUCACCAUUUUUUGUGAAGUAUUUUUCAUAAAUUACAUUUUCAACUGGGUACUAAAUUAAGCAGAUAACUUUAAUAUUUGUCAAAAAUCUAAAUUAAUACAUUGGUUUUAAAUAAAAAGAAACGUAUCCUUGUAAAUAAACCAUAAUUAAAAGUACUGCCGUGCUUAUUCUGUAU